UAGAGAAGCGCGCUGGGAGCGGGGCAGGAGGGGUUACGGGUUUUGUUGCCGCGUUAGGAGCGGGGGAGGAUGGUGGUUGAAAUGUCCCGUCUGAGGUGGGUCUGAGGCUGCCCCCCUGCAUGGACUCUAGGUGCUCGGGGUAACCCUGCGACAGAGACUGGCCAGGGACAAACGCUUCUUGGUCGGGGCCGGGGCGGGGGCGUGGGGCGGAGUGAGGAGAUGAGGAAAGAAGGUCCGGAGCUCGGGUUGUGGGCGGUGCCCAGGGGACCUCGGGUUAUUUGUCCAGUGCCCCCCCCCCCGCAGCAGGGUCCUGCAGCGCCCACUGGAGCUGGAAGGGGUCCAGGAGCAGGAGUGGGCAUGGGCAGUUGUCCCAAGAAGGGUCACGUGCUUGGGGAGAGCCUUCUGCACGCCCCACCCCCUCAGCAGGCCGGCUGGGGUCCAGAGCUGAGAAGAAGGGAGGGGUAGGGACGCAGCCCCCUAACUGCUUUUCCAGACCUGGGCCUCUCCCUCGUGUUUUGGAGGCCAGGGUGCCUAGAACUGGCCACAGAGCUGCCUUCCAGCACCGUCCUGGGAGGCCAGGGCGGCUAAUUGCCUGCACCGAAUUGCCGAGAGUAUUCUAGGGGCGGCAGGAUUUGUCGGUGCAGAGCAUCUGGGAUGUGGCUUUAAAGGCGAGUUGAGCAGGCGGUCUGCGUACCCCCGUGUGAGCUGCAGAAGCUUCUGGAGAGACGGGCUUGGUGUCGCGCCAUCUUCCCUCUGCAGCCUCCUGGGAGGGCUCUGGGGCCACCAGUCAGGAGCGGCUGCCAGGCUGGGCCCGGACAGAUGAGGAAUGGAAGGUUCAGGAGGGAGGGCGGCCAGCCGGGGAGGCCACCUCGACAGCCUGCACCCUCCUGCCUCUCCUGCCUGGCCGCUGCUGCCCUGUGACCCAUCCAACCUGGCCUGGGUGCCUGUCACAGCUGAGCCUAGGCUGGCACCUGCAGCCGCUCCCAGCCCCAGGGUGAGCACCUGCGGAUCUGCCCCCAGGGCUACACCUGCUGCACCAGCGAGAUGGAGGAGAACCUGGCCAACCGCAGCCGGGCCGAGCUGGAGACGGCGCUCCUGGACAGCGGCCGGGCCCUGCAGGCCACGCUGGCCACCCAGCUGCGGGGCUUUGACGAUCACUUCCAGCGCCUGCUGAACGACUCGGAGCGGGCGCUGCAGGAGACCUUCCCGGGCGCCUUCGGGGAGCUGUACGUGCAGAACGCCAAGGCCUUCCGCGACCUGUACGCCGAGCUGCGCCUCUACUACCGCGGCGCCAACCUGCACCUGGAGGAGACGCUGGCCGAGUUCUGGGCCCGCCUGCUCGAGCGCCUCUUCCGGCAGCUGCACCCGCAGCUGCUGCUGCCCGACGACUACCUGGACUGCCUGGGCAAGCAGGCCGAGCCGCUGCGGCCCUUCGGGGAGGCCCCCCGCGAGCUGCGCCUGCGCGCCACCCGCGCCUUCGUGGCGGCGCGCGCCUUCGUGCAGGGCCUGGGCGUGGCUAGCGACGUGGUGCGGAAGGUGGCCCAGGUGCCCCUGAGCCCGGAGUGCUCACGGGCCGUCAUGAAGCUGGUGUACUGUGCCCACUGCCUGGGGGUGCCUGGCGCCCGGCCCUGCCCCGACUACUGCCGCAACGUGCUCAAGGGCUGCCUGGCCAACCAGGCCGACCUGGACGCCGAGUGGAGGAACCUUCUGGACUCCAUGGUGCUCAUCACAGACAAGUUCUGGGGCCCGACGGGCGCAGAGAGCGUCAUCGGCGGCGUGCACUUGUGGCUGGCAGAGGCCAUCAGCGCCCUACAGGACAACAGCGACACCCUCACAGCCAAGGUCAUCCAGGGCUGCGGGAACCCCAAGGUGAACCCCCAGGGCCCCGAGCCCGAGGAGAAGCGGCGCCGGGGCAAGCUGGCGCUGCCGGAGAAGCCACCCGCGGGCACGCUUCAGAAGCUGGUCUCCGAGGCCAAGGCCCAGCUCCGAGAUGCCCAGGACUUCUGGAUCAGCCUCCCGGGGACGCUGUGCAGUGAGAAGUUGGCCAUGAGCGCGGCCAGCGAUGACCGCUGCUGGAAUGGGGUGGCCAAGGGUCGGUACCUGCCCGAGGUGAUGGGCGACGGCCUGGCCAACCAGAUCAACAACCCCGAGGUGGAGGUGGACAUCACCAAGCCCGACAUGGCCAUCCGCCAGCAGAUCAUGCAGCUGAAGAUCACGACCAACCGUCUGCGCGGCGCCUACAACGGCAACGACGUGGACUUCCAGGACGCCAGUGAUGACGGCAGCGGCUCAGGCAGCGGCGAGGGCUGCCCCGACGACGAGUGUGGCCGGAGGGUCGGCAGGAAGAGCUCCAGCUCCCGGACGCCCCUGAGCCACGCCCUGCCCGGCCUCUCCGAGCGAGAGGGUCAGAAGGCGUCGGCCACGGGCCGCCCGCAGCCCUGCACACGCCUCCUGCUGCUCUCCGGCCUCCCGCUGGUGCUCUCAGCAGCCAGGCCCCGGUGGCGGUAACUGCCCGGCCCCAGGGCCCGAGGCCAAGGACUGACUUUGCCAAAACCAGACGGUACAGGAAGGGUCGGCGAGGAACCGCGGCCGUGACUGUGCUGGGGGCCGGGCGAGGGGCUGUGCCAGCCACCCUGGCUUUUAGUUUUGUAUGAGGCCCUCAGGUCAGCAGGGAACGGCGUCCCCAAAAGCCAUGCAUUUCAGGGACCUCGGGGAUGCCGGUGCCGUCUCUCGCCCCCAGCUCCUGCGCCAUCACGGCAGUACCGGGGCCUGCGAGGAGGCGGCCCGAGCAGAGUCCCGCCGGAGCGCGAGCCGCGCCUUCAUCUCCCGCCUGCCCCGCCGAGCACCGGGGCCUCCAGGUGUCUGAAAGUCAGGCCCACCCCCAGCGCCCAAGAAUCCCUGAGAGGGCGUCGGGGUUCCCGCCGUCUAGGGUCUAACGGGGCCUUUGAGAUCACGCAUGAACCUUGCCCCACCCCCCCCACCAGAGCCACCUCUCAGCUGCGUCUGUGCGGGGCUGGGCCGCGGCUCCUGCCCAUCCACAGGGGACUUCGGGCUGUGCGGACGCGCCACCUGCCGUUGUCCUGCCCCCUGUCUCCACCCAGACCCAGGGCCAGUCCCAGCUCAGGGCGACACAGGCCAGGGCUGCAGGUGACCCCUGGCUGUCACCUGGCCACAGAGAUGCUGGGUGGCUGGUGAAACUUCAGCUCAGGGCCAGCGAGACCCGGCUCUGCAGGCCGGAGGGACAUCCCUUCCCUGACCCCGCCAGCUGCAGGGCCCGGGGAGCUUUGACAGUUAAGGGCUUUUCCAGCCGUGCGUACUCUGCAAGCGCUUCCCGUCCUCUCACCUAGAGCUGCUUUCUCAGCUCAUCCCCAAAUGCUUUUGAAGGUCCCGGGCGACCUUCCGUGGCCCUGGGAUCUGGGCGCACCCCCGCUCACUCAGGCUGUCCAGGCCCCUCCGUAGACCUGUGGGCCCACCCUCCUGGGCCCUACCCUCUGCAGGGCCUGGGGAGGGGCUGGCGACAGAGGGAGCCGGGCACAGGAGGGUGGUCCUUGAGGGUCUGGGGGAUGUUAAGCCACCAUGACCAGGGAGAGUGGUCCUCACCAGCCCCCGGGCCCUGAGAAGGCUGCUUCGCACUGCUUUGCUUUUCCUCACGGGGCCGGGGGGCCCCUGGCCACUGGUUAGGGCUUCUGGGGUGUGUGGGGUCCUGCACUCCGCCGGCAGCCCAGCCUCACAGGCACACCCACCCCAUCGUAACCCUGUCGUGCCUGGGCAGGGGGCUGGGCCUGGGGCCUCCUUCCCUGCGAGUGAGGGCUAGCUGAACUCUCAGGGGCUCUGGGGCAGUGACCACCCGUGUGCCAGGACGGCCCCAGAGCGGCCUGCAUUCCGGCCCUGCCCUACAUGUGUCUCUGGAAGGGGCGGCCCUGCCACGGGCACUGGCCAGGCGGCGGCCAGGCCUGCCGUCUCCUUGUGCUGCACGGUGUCAGCAGGUGAAGUGUGUUCUUUUGAGUCCUCGUAUGAAUAAAAGGCUGGAGACCGCG
This is a messenger RNA of Globicephala melas (long-finned pilot whale), 4037 nucleotides long. RefSeq names its product glypican 1 (gene GPC1). Gene Ontology annotation, biological process: negative regulation of fibroblast growth factor receptor signaling pathway; regulation of protein localization to membrane; cell migration. The record is from RefSeq and is a predicted model, not a curated record. Gene Ontology annotation, cellular component: plasma membrane; cell surface; extracellular region. Gene Ontology annotation, molecular function: fibroblast growth factor binding. Lineage: Eukaryota; Metazoa; Chordata; Mammalia; Artiodactyla; Delphinidae.